UCGCCAGCCGCCAAAUGUCAGUGACAGUCGCGUAAUUUCUGCACAGCCAAAAUACUCGGGAGUUUUGGCCAAUUCUCGCACUCUGCACCAGCUCGCGAUGCCGGAAGGUGGCACGGAGUAGUUGAGGAGUCGUGUGGCGUGGAUAUCCGGGCAGAAAAUCGGGGCGUUGUGCGGAAAAAAGGAGCGGUUCUGGAGCAUUGUUUGCCAAUCGAUUUUUUGUCGUGAGCUCAAAGAAAUGAUAAACAGUGCAAAGUUUUGUGUUAUUGUGGUCCUCCUGGGAAUUAGGGAGCUGCCCACAGUGGCUGAGGAGGAUUACGAAGAGGGCUACUGUGCUCCUUACAAUGGCAAGGUGUGCAAAUCCUUCAUAGGCAGCAGACAAGUAUGGUACAGCCGGGAGGAUCCCACUGGAGGAUGGGAAAAUGAGAAAAUCACCACAGGAUUGUGGGAGGAGAUGAUCUCCGAACUUCCAACGACCUGUCGGUCAGCUGCUGAGAAACUCCUCUGCGCCUACGCCUUUCCACAAUGCGUUGUGGAAGAUGGGUCCACUAUAAAGUUGCCCCUGUGCUAUGAGGAUUGCGUGGCAACGCAUUUGCAGUUCUGCUACAAUGACUGGGUGCUAAUUGAGGAGAAGAAGCUGAAGAAGCACUAUUUCAAGUCUCGAGGGCAUUUCAGGCUGCCGGUUUGUGAAGAACUGCCUAGGUACGACAAAGAUUCCAAACCACUCACCUGCUCCUAUGUCGGCCUCACAGAGAUGAACAUCAAUGAAAUCACCUAUGAUUGUCGCAUGAGAAAUGGUCGGUACUACUUGGGCACUGUGAAUGUGACUCAAGCGGGAAUUCCGUGUCAACAUUGGGACUCUCAAUCGCCUCAUACUCACAUUCAGCCACCAAAUGUGUUUCCUGAGGUGAGAAAUGCAGAGAAUUUCUGUCGCAAUGCCGGAGGAAGUGAACCGUAUCCCUGGUGUUACACUAGUGAUCCAUCCACCAGAUGGUCCUACUGCGACGUUCCUCUUUGCCCCAAUUCAACGGAUGACUUCACCAAAGUGGACUCAUCUCAGAUCUCCAUGGAGACUUUCUUUACACCUUCCAUGAUUUUUCUGCUGUCCGGCAUUGGCUUUGUGGGCAUUGUAAUCCUGCAUCUGCUAGUGCUGCUUGCGUAUCGCAUUGUAAAGCAUAAGCACAAUCGCCAGGCAGCUGGCCAAAGUGGCUACAAUCAGGCAGCUACGCAUGAUUCCCAGAAUAUUGAUCUCAACAAAUUGCCAAGUAAUUCGGCAUAUCAUCAAACGAGCGCACAGCUAAAUCCGAUCCUGGAGAAGCUGGAGUAUCCGAGAAAUAAUAUAAUUUAUAUUAAGGAUUUGGGUCAGGGAGCUUUUGGGAGGGUAUUUCAGGCAAAGGCACCGGGCUUGAUUGCUGGGGAAGAGUUUACGUUGGUAGCUGUGAAGAUGCUAAAAGAUGACGCUAGUCAGGAUCUUCAGGUGGACUUUGAGAGGGAAGCAUGCCUCCUGGCAGAAUUUGAUCAUCCAAAUAUUGUCAAAUUGCUGGGAGUUUGUGCUCUGGGGCGUCCAAUGUGCCUCCUGUUUGAGUUCAUGGCACGCGGGGAUCUCAAUGAAUUCCUCCGUUCGUGCUCUCCCUAUGUCCUCCAGACGCGCAUGGAGACAGCUAGGACAGAACUGAGUUUGGGGGAUUUAUUGAGUACAGCUCAACAAAUUGCUGCUGGAAUGGUGUAUUUGUCCGAGAGGAAAUUUGUUCAUCGGGAUUUGGCCACAAGAAAUUGCCUAAUAGAUGAUCAUAUGAUUGUCAAAAUAGCCGACUUUGGCCUCUCGCACAAGAUUUACCUGCAGGAUUACUACAAGGGCAGCGAAAAUGAUGCAAUACCCAUUCGCUGGAUGCCCUUGGAGAGUAUUCUGUACAACAAAUACACCAUUGAAUCGGAUGUCUGGGCCUUUGGGGUUUGUCUGUGGGAGAUUUUCUCAUUUGCUCUGCAGCCCUACUAUGGGAUGACCCAUGAGGAAGUGGUGAAGUACGUCAAGGAGGGCAAUAUGCUGGCCUGUCCGGAAAAUACUCCACUUGCAGUGUACAAUCUUAUGAGGAAGUGCUGGAGUAAAAAACCAUCAGAUCGACCAAGCUUCCAUUUUCUCUAUCAAUCGCUGGAGCAAAUUAGGGCGGAUUAUGAGAACAAAACACUCCAGAGUGUCACAAGUAAAAGGAAAGAACAAAAAUACGUAUUUAAAUGAAAAAAAAAGAAGUAUUAAAUAAUUUCCAUUCUUUCAACUUUAUCACUAGGAAAAUGCAACUCAGGAAGCAUUUAAAACGAAAGCAACAUUUUGCGACAUAAUUCAUUUCCAUCCAUGAAAUCAUUCACUUUAGAACUUAAGUUGGCAAUCUGUCCUUAAGCAUUAUUCACACGCCAUUAAAUUAUUUAAUUGCAUGAAAUAUUUCAGUUCAAUUGUGUUCUAUGAUUGGCUGGAGCUUGAAAACUUUCAAAGUUUUAGCCAAUCGGAGGAUGCGAUGAAGAUAAAAAAAAAUCCAAUGUCAUUAAAUAUUUAAUUAAAUGUCGGUUAUGCUUUUUACCAUAAUUUACAGAGACUAAUAAUUUAUUUUAUAUAGCUAUAUGAUGAAUAAAAACUCCAAGACCAAAUAAUGCCAAAAGAAAAUUUUACCAGCAAAGGUUAACUUUGUAAAAAAAAAAUGAAAAAUACUUAUAAAAUUGUAAAAAUCAGAGAAAGAAUCUCAAAGUUUUAACGCAAUAUUCCUUGUUUAGUUUUUUAAACGAAAAUUGUAAAUAAGUGUAAUGGAAACCCAAUCUCUUUAUUAGAGUAUUGAUGGAAAGGCAUAUAGGACUAAAAAAACAAUCUAAUUAAUUAAAGGUGUGACUUGAUAUUUUAUAAAUAGUAAUUAUACCACGAGAAAAAAGACAUUGUGUCGCUGUUGUAUUCAGUGUAUAUUUAUUCCACCGAAAAAAAAGAAUAUUUCAAUUGCGUACUGUUUAUUGCCCUCUAUAUUUAAUAAUCCCUUAUCACUUUGCUAUAACUCUUCAUUAACCUUACUCUUUCUAUGAAAAAAAAAAAUAUAUUUAAAAAAAAACGUGUAAGUAAGAAGUGUGUUAAGCUCUUUUGAGAUGCAAAAGUCAACAAAGGAGCUGUCAAAAAGAUGAAUCUCUGUAAAGAACUGAUGAAAUGUCGAAAUAAAACAUCAACUUUUAGAUAGCGAAAA
This is a messenger RNA of Phlebotomus papatasi, 3212 nucleotides long. RefSeq names its product tyrosine-protein kinase transmembrane receptor Ror2 (gene Nrk). Gene Ontology annotation, molecular function: protein binding; ATP binding; transmembrane receptor protein tyrosine kinase activity. Gene Ontology annotation, cellular component: signaling receptor complex. Gene Ontology annotation, biological process: positive regulation of kinase activity; protein phosphorylation; cell surface receptor protein tyrosine kinase signaling pathway. Lineage: Eukaryota; Metazoa; Arthropoda; Insecta; Diptera; Psychodidae. The transcript is spliced from 5 exons. The coding region runs from base 236 to 2233 and encodes 665 amino acids. The record is from RefSeq and is a predicted model, not a curated record.